AUGCACUCGACAUCAACCUUCAAAAGCCAUGAUGGAGGAUGGCAACUUAUCCAUUGCAAUUUGGUAAGAAGCCCAAGAGCGCUCUCCAACCUCUUGACAAAGCUUUAUGGAGAAGGAAAGUUUGAGAUAGAGACACGGCAAAGUUUAUAUCGCAUUAGAGCACAUGACACACCUCAACCUCUAGAUCUUGAACUACCGGAAGUUCGAGACUGUUUGAAUGGAAAAAUCAUUGAAUGA
Messenger RNA from Colletotrichum truncatum, 237 nucleotides. The record is from RefSeq and is a predicted model, not a curated record. Lineage: Eukaryota; Fungi; Ascomycota; Sordariomycetes; Glomerellales; Glomerellaceae.